Messenger RNA from Penicillium digitatum Pd1, 2802 nucleotides. Its product is annotated as exonuclease V. NCBI's taxonomy places the organism in Eukaryota, Fungi, Ascomycota, Eurotiomycetes, Eurotiales, Aspergillaceae. Gene Ontology annotation, molecular function: single-stranded DNA 5'-3' DNA exonuclease activity. The record is from RefSeq and is a predicted model, not a curated record. Gene Ontology annotation, biological process: interstrand cross-link repair. Gene Ontology annotation, cellular component: mitochondrion; nucleus.
AUGGCCCUCCUCCGAAAUGGCCCCUUAUUCAGGGCCUCAAUCUCACCCUCAAACUCCACUCUCCGCCGACCGAUAACCCCCAGAUUCGAACCCCAGGUAUUCCGCCGAACACGCCCACAACGCCGACACAACUCCAACCACUCUACAGGCCAUCCUACAGGGAAAGCACCUGCCGAGAGAAAUACCACACGUGAAACCCCACCGCACUCGCACCAUUCAACCGCCUCAACCCCACCCCAGCUGCCCAACACAACUUCCGCCGCUACAGCCGCAGCCGCAGCCGGGGCGGCGACCACACCGGCGCGAAUUCGUGGAUUCCGCGAGGUGAUAAAGGCUGGCCCGGUCGGGAAAUUCGGAAGAUGGUAUGCGCGGGUGCAGGCGCGCAAGCCGUACACGACACAGUUCUGGAGCUCGAUCAUCAUCUACCUGUGUGGUGAUCUGAGCGCGCAGAUGCUAUUUCCUUCUGAGGUUCCUGUUCCUGCGCUAUCGGACUCGGAAGAUGGGGAUGUGGUUGCGCAGGGGGGUGGGGGCACUGUGAGCGCUGGCUAUGAUCCGCUCAGAACUCUGCGUCAUCUGUGUGUGGGUGCUGGGUCGAGUAUUCCGUCUUAUAAAUGGUUCAUGUUCCUCGGCAACCAUUUCAACUACCCGAGCAAGUUGCUCUCGAUCUUGACGAAGGUCGUUGUGCAGCAGACGUGCUUUACUCCUGUCUUCAACACGUACUUCUUUAGCGUGCAAUCUCUGCUUGCUGGUGCAACGCUUGACGAGACCUGGGAGCGAUUGAAGAAGGCUCUCCCAGUUAGCAUCCAGAACAGUGUCAAGCUCUGGCCCGCUAUCACCGCGUUCAGCUUCAUGUAUGUGCCAGCGCAGUUCCGGAAUGUUUUCUCUGGGUGUAUUGCGGUUGGCUGGCAGACUUAUCUGAGCUGGUUGAAUCAGAAGGCUGCUAAGGAGGUUGCGGCUGCCGAGGCGCUCGCUGCGACAGAAAAAGAAGAGGAUCUGUUGACCAGUUUACUGAACAAAGCCGUCGCCAAAUACGCGACCGACGCCGACGCCACUUCGAUCUUGACACCAACCUGGAUCUCGACCCCAACGCCGAUCGAAUACACCACCGUACCCAAAUCCCCCGAACUCGCCGAACUCGAGUCAUUGCGCCCGGAAGCUCUAGAGGCACUCGUUGCUGACAUCGAGGAUGGUAUUGAGCCAGCUAGCGUUCGGCCGCCUAAGGUGCUGGGUCGGGCAGGGCCUCGCUCGGCAUGGCGGCAGCCGCAGCCUCGACCAGGUCAGGCGGUUAGAUCGGGCGCGAGUGCGAGUGCAAUGGGGAGGUCAAGCCCGCGCACUGGCAACAGCAACAGGAACAGCCCGUUUGUCGAGAACUCCAAUUCAACCGAAGGCCGAGUAAAAGAACGCGAGCGCAACGUAGCGCGCGCGCUCGAGUGGACACAGCAGGAUCCCGAAGCCGCGGCGCUCGAUACUCGACCCCCCGUUGAACGGUUCCGGCAAGCACCCAACAAAGCGUUCUCGGUGACUGAUCUCGUCUCACCAGCUUGGUGCGAGCUGCAGUACUGGUUCACGUUGACCAAACAUGGAGGGCAGAAGAAGAGGACUGCUGCAAUGAAGAAAGGGAGUUCCAUACACAAGACUCUCGAGGAUGAGAUCUACACUACCGUUCCCGUGGAAAUCACGACCAAAGAGGACGCGUGGGGUCUCAGGAUAUGGAAUAUCAUCCAGGGACUGCGUAUGCUGCGCGAAUAUGGCAUCACGCGUGAGAUGGAGGUUUGGGGCGUUGUCGAUGGUGAAUUUGUCAAUGGCAUUAUUGAUCAGUUGUCCUACGAGUGCCCGGACCCAGAGCUUGAGGCUACUGCUGCUGGGUACUAUGCGGAUGCUGUAGCGUCACGAGCGGCGCUCCCAGAGUAUCAAAUGUCCUUGUCGGACUUUUUGCUUUCUUCUUCGCAAGGCGGGAUAAAGCUGUCGGAUUUGGGACAAGGUGAAGUUGAGAAAACGGGGCAAACUGAGUUGGAACUACCUGCGGCGGUCUAUGACCUGCCCAGGAUUUAUUUGACAGACGUGAAGACGAAGGGUAAUCGAUCACUACCGAAUGUCAAGAGCACGGGCUUCCGACCUACUCUUCUCCAGUUGCAACUCUACUACCAUAUGCUCAACCGGCUGAUUACAAGCGACGAUGUUACUAUUGACCUCCUCGCCGCUCGCUAUGAUUUCAACGCCGAGAAACCGUUCACAAACGCCUUCGUCUCGGAGGUUGGCGGCCUGAAUGACCAAUUCUUCGACGCUCUCUCCUCCCAAGAAUCUGAACAGAACGAGGGUCCUUCUACUGCUAGCCAAGACUCAACCGGCAUCCUCCUAACACACAACAACCUCUCCCGUCUUUGGAGUCUCAUGAUACAACAACUUCGCCUCACAUUCCUCCCUGAAAACUCCGCCGACACACAAUCCGUCGCACCAUCUAUCCCAUCAGUCUCCCAGCCAGAGCUCUUGGAAUCAUACUCAACCCUCCUCUCCCCAGUACUUACAGCUAGAUACCUUUCAUCUGUUGCCAACGAAGACCUAGACAGACAGCUCAUCGGAAACAGAUCUUUCCUCUUUGAUCCGACAACCCUUACCUCCCACCUCACCGACCAGAUGACCUGGUGGCGUGGCAAGCGAGAUCCCCGUGGCGUGGAUAUUAUGGACGCGUGGAAAUGUCGGAUCUGUGAAUUCCGCGAUGAGUGCUCUUGGCGUGAGGAGCGUGAGAUGGCUUAUGCGAGACGGGGCGGGGGUCGGAGAGCUGAGCCCAUUGCAGAUAUAUGA